UUUAACAAUUCGCUCGAGUUAUUUGUAGUAAAUAAUUUUGCUAAAUUCAGAUUGAUGUUUACCAAAACCUGAGUUAGCAAAUUACACAAAUUAUUGUAAUGUGCAGCAAUGGACACAGAAAGUGAGUUACAUUUCGAAUGUCUUUGUCGUACUUGCAUGCACGAAGUGCCUGAGGCGAACUCUUUUUCCGCUUCCAAUGAAGCUGCAGAACAACAAUUGCAAUCUAUCUUUGCCACCGUAGCUGAAUGUGGUACAAUGCGCAUUGCAGAUCUGCUAGCAAGAACUAUGCCACAACUGCAACUAAACUUAAGCGAGGAGCUGCCACAGCACAUUUGCCGUAUGUGCCUACAACAACUGUUGAGUGUGUAUCGCUUUCAACAGAUGUGCAUACAAUCCGAAAACCAAUUUCAAGAGUGGCUAGCUAAGCGAUAUACUGAUUUGAAACCUAUAACAGAGAUUGUUUCGGAAACAAAAGUGUUUACACUACCGGAACCGGUGCUAGACACUAAUGAAACUCCAAAUGAUGGAAUAACAUCUUUAAAUGUAGAUGAUCCACUUAAGAGCAUUGCUGAAAUAAUUAAAAUAAAUAAAGAUGAGUCGAAUAAUAUUAGUGUCUAUCUCAAAAGAGAGAUAAGUGAUGAUGAUAUAUGUACUUCUGGUUAUACUGUUUGUGAAACCUCAGAACUAAAUAAGCAACUUGUUGCAACACAAAUUAAAGUCGAAAUUGAAACGCCAAUAGCAGAAGCAGAAACCACAACCACCAGCAAUGAAGUCUCAAGUCAUGAGGAUGUUGAUAGUGAAGAGGAUAAAUUGACAGCAAAUGCUUUAUACAAAACGUCAGUCAAAGCCAAUAUUUCCAAAGAUCCGUCUUCGCAUACCUGUACACAAUGUAUGAAGUCCUUCGCUACACGCCGCUACUUGCUAAGACAUUUCAGACUUCAUAAAAAAACCGAUGGGCAAAAUAAUUUAACAUCAGAAAAGGACUCUCAGAAUUUAAGUUUAAAAUGCGACAUAUGUGGAGCACACUUUAGAAAAGCGGAAACAUUACAAAAACAUAAAGAAACGCAUAUUGAGAACACAGAAGAAUUAAAUACCUUACCCGCACCGAACUAUGAUUGUGAUUUGUGUGAUAUGAAAUAUGGCUCACAACGCACAUUGACAAGACACAAACGACUGCAGCAUGGUGUAGAAAAUUCGGAAGUGACACCUAAGGCCUACUCUUGCGAAUAUUGCAAAAAGAGUUUUCAGCAAUCGAGCACACUGAAGGAUCACAUGCGCACACAUACAGGAGAGCAGCCGUACUUGUGUUCUGAAUGUGGAAAAGCAUUUAGUAGUUCCAGCAAUUUGAAACAACAUUUAUUACGACACACUGGUGUUAAGCGAUACGAGUGUCCUGACUGCCCGAAGAAGUUCCCCUGUCUCAGCGAUUUAGCUUCACACAAAGCAGUGCAUCUACAGAUCAAACCACAUGUAUGUGAUAUUUGCGGCAAUGCAUUUGGUAAAGGAUAUCAAUUAAAGAAGCACAAAAUGUAUCAUAAUGGCGAAAAGCCACACAAAUGCGAAUAUUGUGAGAUGCGUUUUGUGUGCAUGGAUCACCAGCGUCGUCAUAUGCGCACGCACACGGGUGAAAAGCCCUACAAAUGUAAAUAUUGUGAACGAGCCUUCGCCCAAAGCAACGAUCUAAUCAAGCAUUUACGCACACACCUCGGUGAAAAUGUCUAUAAAUGUGAAUUAUGUCCCAGCGCGUUUCGUUUGGCAACGGAGUUGCGCGUACACUUUGCUAACCACAAGAAUGACGACGAGGCGACGCGAACGCGAAAUAUGCAAGCGCUUACCGAAGGUGAAAAUAAGAUGAAAAGUCGUUCGCAACCUCAACAAGCGCCAUCGCCUUAAUAAUCAAGAUAAGGACAUGGUUUUGGCAAUUAAUUUGGGAAAGCAAAGUACUUAUAAAAGGCACAUUAAGAAGGUACUGAAAUUGAUUUCUAUUUACGUGGUUAGCGUGAAAGUAUUUUUUAUUAAAUUAGUGAUUUGUAUACAUUUAAUGUGGGAUUUGUACAAACUAGUCUAUACAAAUAACAAUAAAUUAAAGGAGAUAAGGCUUAAGCUAGCCAA
Bactrocera tryoni is the source of this 2112-nucleotide messenger RNA. RefSeq names its product zinc finger protein 43-like. The transcript is spliced from 5 exons. Gene Ontology annotation, cellular component: nucleus. Gene Ontology annotation, molecular function: zinc ion binding. Lineage: Eukaryota; Metazoa; Arthropoda; Insecta; Diptera; Tephritidae. The coding region runs from base 109 to 1893 and encodes 594 amino acids. The record is from RefSeq and is a predicted model, not a curated record.